AGCGGCACACCAGCUGCUGUCUGACGAAUCCGGAGCGCUUUCAUCAUCAGUGUCCGGGGUUGGUCCUCCUCCAUCCCGAGUCCAAGCGAGCAGCAGCAGAGGCACAAACAUGUCUGUCUAGAGCUCCAGGAGCAUGUGUCAUGUCGGGUUAAUCAUGUGUAACGUCCUGGGAUGAUAUGGGCUCGGCGGAAGACGUGACAGUUGUCCGCGGGCAUCAUGAGGAUAUUAACGGCGUCGGGGCUCUUCCUGGCCUUCUGCUCCAUCGGGCUCUUGACCAUGGCCAUCAGCACGGACUACUGGUACGAAACAGAUGCGCGGAAACACCGGGAGCGAUGCAAAAAAUACGCCAGCAAGAGAAAUGACCCAGGAUACAUAUACAUCUCCAACCAGAACCUCCCACUCCGGAUGCGACCUAAAGCGAGUCCUCUGCGGGAAUCCUCGCACCCUGAGCCCGUCACGGAAGCGCGCUGCAGCCGCCGCUACAACUCAACCACAACCGGACUCUGGAGGAAAUGCCACCGAGAAGGCUUCGAUCUGGAGAACGAGGACCUGAUUUUUAAAGGUUUGCUUCAGCGUUGCACACCGGUGAAGUAUUACUAUACCUCGGUCAAUAUCCCACGGAAUCUGCCUGUGAACAUCACCAAGACAAUAAGACAAGACGAAUGGCAUGCUCUCCACUUGCAGCGGAUGACGGCAGGUUUCAUCGGUAUGGCUGUGGCCAUCAUUGUGUUUGGCUGGAUGGUCGGUGCUCUGGGCUGCUGGAGACACAAUGAGCUGAUGCAGUAUGUAGCUGGACUGCUCUUCCUGAUGGGAGGCACCUGCUGCAUCAUCUCCUUGUGCACAUGUGUGGCUGGCAUUAACUUCGAGCUCUCGCGGUACCCACGCUACCUGUACGGCCUGCCGGAGGACAUCAGUCACGGGUACGGCUGGUCCAUGUUCAGCGCAUGGGGCGGUCUGGGUCUGACGCUGCUGGCUGGGUUUCUGUGCACUCUGGCGCCCUCUCUGCACAGUCCCCAGAUCAGCAGCAGCACACACAAACCUUGACAGGAGAACGGCAUUGUGUGAGGCUCGCACACUCCACGCACCACACGCAUAGAUCCGCUAGCACAGACUCAACACGCUGAUAUAGACAAGGUCUUUACAUGUCAGAGAGAAAUGGCAAAUAAACAGUCACACAUACCGCAGACACUGUGCAGACACUCUGCUAUAACAUGACGGUGAGAAUAAAUCAUGAUGCAGAGUGCAGCUGAGCUAAACAUGCUGGAGCUGAAAGAAAACAUACACUGCAAAUAGUGUCAAUCAGCACGAUUGUCUUAUUUUCCAGAAAAAAAGAGUGGGAAAAUCAUUAAAGGUGCUGUAUGUAAGAUUUUGACUACUAAAGCAUAAAAAUAUCAUAAUAUGUUUGCAGAAACAUGCUAAGUUUAAAUACUUGUUUACCUGAAAAACAAUACUACAGUCAGUUAUUCUCAGGGCCGGAAAAGUUGGUCUCUGUUUUAGUUCACUGCCAGUUUACCCAGUUGUAUUUCGGCACCCCUGGUUGCCAGCUGGCGGAAAACAGUGUAUUUCAUUUCAUUCAUCAUCAAGUGCACUCGUUCCUGUUUGUGUCAUCAAUCUGGCAACCUGCAUGUGCCUCAAGUCUGAGGAGAAGGGCCAGAAAAAAAAAAUAUAUAUCUCCAAUAUUUUGAAUUUGGAGUGCAAUACCUUGUUCAACCACAGCACCUUUUAAAUUAUAGUAGUAGUAGCCCUUUAAAAAGUAAAUACCUUUUAAAGUAUAUAUUUAAAACAAUUGUACUGGCAGAUAAUGACAUUAAUAAAAAAGACCACUUAAGUGUGUUAAACUAAAAAGUGCACUUUCUAGUAAUGUCAAUUUAAAGGCUUCACUUUAAAGUUAUAGUAUGUUUUAAAAGUCUUUUGUUAUGAUUUAAAGAAGCACACAUAUUUUGUGUUGACUAACAUAAAACACGUGUAAAAUACUUUUGGUAAUACACUGAAAAUGAAUAGAUUUGAAAUGAAUCAAACUGCAACUUGCAAAUGUAACACAUAUAUUUCAAUACAUGCAUACGUACAAGUUUCAAAAGAAAGUACAUUAAAGUGUAUUUUAGUUUAUCAGAAAUGCUUGUCAGUACACUUUACAGUACACUUUCAUAAAUUAUGAAAUUACAUAUAAAUAUAUACUUAAGACCUAUAAGUGGGUCAGAUGUACUGCACUGAAUAUACAUUAAAAGUGCAAUAUAUUUUCUUUUAAUUAUAAUCAUAAUGCAAAUAAGUGUUCGAAGACAUUCAAGAAUAUUCUAUAUUAUUUCCAUAAAAAGUACUCUUUUUAAAAGUGUGCUAAACUGUACUUUCUUUUCAAAAAGAAUAGCUCUGAUGGAUGGGACAACUAGCCCCGGUGUCUCCAUUCUCGAAAAUGUAAAAUAAAUAUUUUGUGAAUUCAUAUUGGUGUUAACUUAAGGAUAUUUAGAUAUUUUUACUGGAAAACAAAUCAAAGAUGCUGAUUAGACAAAACACAGUCAGACAGGCUUCUUCUCUGGUUCUUAGCUCAUAUUUGAGUGAAGAUUUGUGUCUCUUAUGGUGCUCUCUUUCUGUCUUUAUCUUUGUCUCUCAUUAUGUUCAUUAUGUAUGUAUUAAUGAUUGACUGUUUUUUUUGCUUUUCCUGUCUGUUUCUCCCCUCCAGUCUCCUGUUUAUGUUUCUCAAUCAAUUUAAUAUGGAAAUGUCUCAGAGAAUGACAGAUUCAUAUUUUUGUUCAAUAAACUGUUCUGUUUCGGCUUUGCCUGCUACUGUAUGUAGAAAGGAGAAUAACAGAUCAAGACACAACUAAAUAAAUAUUAUUGUCUUCAGUGUCUUCCUAUAUAUGCUUUCUUUAUUUUUUUAGGUUUUACAGUAAAAAUGAAAAUGUCAAACAGCACAAGCAAAGUAAAUUUGAAGGCAAUAUGUGAAAAUGAACCUGCUUGUGCACAACCUCAUUAUCAAGGAAUCUUCUGAAUAGCAGUUUUAGGAGAAAUUAGACAGGACAUUAUUUGUUUUGAAAUUACAAUAUGAUUUAUGAUUUUUUUUUCUAAUAAAAUGAUCCUGACUCACCA
Carassius gibelio (silver crucian carp) is the source of this 3081-nucleotide messenger RNA. RefSeq names its product transmembrane protein 178B-like. The transcript has 4 exons. The coding region runs from base 217 to 1044 and encodes 275 amino acids. Lineage: Eukaryota; Metazoa; Chordata; Actinopteri; Cypriniformes; Cyprinidae. Gene Ontology annotation, cellular component: membrane. The record is from RefSeq and is a predicted model, not a curated record.